Messenger RNA from Coffea arabica (coffee), 1468 nucleotides. NCBI's taxonomy places the organism in Eukaryota, Viridiplantae, Streptophyta, Magnoliopsida, Gentianales, Rubiaceae. The record is from RefSeq and is a predicted model, not a curated record.
UUUUUUUUUUUUGCAAUAUUAGUCCAAUAAGAAGGAAGAUGUUUUAACUUCCAUCUGUAACGUUAGUCAAUCGUCUUCAGUGAGUUCAUCCAGAAAUUUUCAAUCCUUUAAACGUGGUGUUUAAUAAAUAUGUGUUUGAUCAGACAUCUAAGCUUCAUGAAUUUAUUAACUCCAAGGACAACAACAGUAACGAAAGAAAAUUUUCUGUAUUACGAUGCUUAGAAAUCAUGCACAGUUGGAAACCUUUGUGUCAUAAGCCCUUGAUGAACGAUUACUUGUAUGAGCUUGGCUUAGCCGCUGUCCUGGUGGGACUUCAUUCAGGCAAUAGAACAUGCAGGCCCUCUCAUGCAUGCUGCAUUUUUGAACUUUCUAAGACCAGAAUGAUCAUGCUGAAGGUAGAAGAAUGAAGCAGAUGUGUUGACUGUUGAUUAUGGACUCAAACUAGCACAUGCAUCGUGCAUGCUGCAGCCCAUACUAAACUAAUGCAAGUUCAUCUAUUUAUGAAACCCCCUUCAGCAUGGAAAAAUCCAUCUCAGAAAAAUCAAACACAAUCGGCCUCAUUCACCUAAUUUUGAUAGACAAAUGGCAGCUUCUCAUCUCAUGCUUCCUUGUGUCACUGCUUCUCUAGUUCUGUUGUUCGUCCCUCGCUUCUUACCAAUUGUCCAGCCACAAACCAUUGGAAAUUCACAAACAGGUCCUACUGUUAGCGAAUGUGUGCCUCGCCUGCUGUCGUUGGCUCCCUGUGAAGCAUUUGUGCAAGGCACAUCGGCAUCACCUCCUCAGACAUGUUGCUACAACCUCAGACAAGUCUACAACCAGGAACUUAGCUGCCUCUGUCUCAUGGUGAAUGACUCUUCCAUAAGUGCUUUUCCUAUCAAUAGAACACUAGCCCUUCAGUUGCCAGUCCUCUGUAAUCUUCAAGGAGGCUUAUCUGCUUGUUCAGGUACUACAUUCUUCAUCAGUUUUAAAAUUUUGCUUUGGAAGCAAGAUAACCCUUUAUGCAUUUCUGACAAAUGUCACUUAUCUGUGUUUCGCUCUUGUCUAGCUGGAGACAUAGCUGUACCCUUCCCUCCUAGUUCACCAACUUCUCAAGUUUCAUUCGGGACAAAAACAAAUGCUACUGUUGCUGCCUCUCCAAUGAUCACAGUAUCGCCAACGACUGGCAUCCUGGGAUCCAUCCCGCAUAGUGUAGCAAAUUUGAAUGCAAUAAAUCACUUGGUGGUUGCAUUGAUAGCUGAAAUGCUCUUGCUUGGGAUGACAUACACUUUAGAGGCUUGGAAUAUCAUGUUUCUUACAUUCUAAGCCUUGGGUCAGUUCAUAGUAAUUAGUUACUAUAUGUCGUAUAUCCAUUGCUAAAAUAAGUUCAGCACAGUUUAAUCUCAAUUAGCUUGUUGUUGUGGAACUUAUUAGCAGUUUGAUGUUGUAGCUUAAUUCUGUAGCUCUAUAAAUUCUUUAUAAGUAUCAAACU